UCUAUCUAUCUACCUACCUAUCCAUCGUCCUAUAUAUACUUACCUACGUCUCUCUCGUUACAUAUCUAAUCUCUCUACCCCCCAAUUACGCCUUCUAAGAUGUAACCUUCGGGAGAACUCAAAGAUGACCGGAGCGAGACUGCCUUUCAGCCCUGUCAGGAGGUCCUCUCAGCGCCCUCCCUUCGCCCCCGUCAUCGCCUUCGUCUGCUUCAUCCUCUUCGUCUUGGUUGCUUCCUCGACCGCCGGUGGAAACCCAAAUGCACCAAAUCAAAAUGCCAUCAACAUUAUCGUCAAGUCAUCAGUCCAUCAACUACUUCUUACAGUUGAUGGCACAAUUGUGGUCAACGUGACGUCCACCGAGCAGGACAAGAAGGACCCGGCCGUGUUCUCGCCCUGGCAGGUGACGACGGGGCUGCACGUCAUGGUGCUCAACCCUCGGGACGGGAGACUCCUUUUCCGACGGAUGUUGAUGACGUCACAGUUCGGGCUGUCGCAAGAAAUCCCGAGUUUGUUGAUCUCUCUGACUCGCGGCAACAUCCUCGUCCUCGCCAUCAAGAACGACGGGGCCCUCAACUUGACUCCGACGGCGCGCUCUCUCCUCAAGUCGUUCGGUGUUAAGGCCGCCCACACUCUCCGCUUCCGCAAUAACCUCGCGUGGGUAGGGACCGUGGGCGGCAAGACCUGGGGGGAGGCCACGACGCCCGACAUCGACGAAAGUGGGAACUAUGGGGACUUUUGGUCCUCUCCUGUGCUCCUCGAAGUGCAGGUUCCUCGACGUCCUUCGGAAACCUCUUGUUUCCCAACGAACGACCCCCGAGAAGCCGCCAGGGCCUCCUUCUGCGCUCGCUACGACGGGUACGGGAACCUGUGCUCCUGCGAGAACCCAGCUCCUCUCUCCUAUCACCCGCCUCAGCUAGAAGACAGUGCCAUUGAUGACGUUCCCUUGGUGAUCGUGGCUGACAACCGACCGCCGUAUCUCUACAGACAAAGUCCUCUCAUACAACAAAUUUCUGAUAAAUGGGGAACUACAAAUAUAAAUCUUUAUUAUCGUUACAGGACCUUAGUGACGGUACUCAGGCAGCCCGGAGGACACCCUCGGAGGAUUCUGGUGUGCGUGCAUGGCCACCAUCCAGAGGUGGUCGAGCUCCUUGACCUCCUGCAGGUCCCAUACGAGGAGAACCUGGCCGACGUCGACAUCAAGAUCGAGGGGAAGAUCGCCGAGCAUUACCGCAAAGCCCUCGACGCCGCCUUCUCGCGCUUCCCCGAGGCCCCCAAGGCUAUUCUGCUGGAGGAGGACCUGCUCGUUGCUCCCGACUUCUUCAGUUUCUUCAACCAGACGGCCUGGCUGCUCGACCGGGACUCGACCCUCGUGUGCGUGAGUGCCUGGAACGACCUGAGCAGUUUACACGUAGCUCACGACCCAACCUUGCUGCGCCGCGUGGAGACCCUGCCCGGCCUGGGAUGGAUGCUCACGAGGCGUCUGGCGGAGGAACUUCUUCAGGCUUGGCGGACGAAGAAGAAGGACCAAGACUGGGAUAUAUGGGCGCGCGGAAUGGGCGUCAUUGGUGGGCGUGAGUGUGUGGUGCCAGACGUCAGCAGGACUUUCCACAUAGGCCUAUCGGGCGCCCAUAACCCAGGCCUAAUCCACGCCGCUUUUUUCUCCGCCAGGCCUAUGCCGGCAGAGGCCCACGUAAGACUGAGAAAUGUUGAAAGACUGACUUUCGAGAAAUAUGAAGAGGACAUCUACUCGCUGCUCGAGGACGACCCUCUUUUCCUCGACACAAAACUCCACCCUUGUAACGAACAUUACUUGCCUCGUAAUAUCACGGAAAAACCGGUCGUGAUCUUCAUCGAGAUGAUCACCGGCAUCGACUACUUGGCCUGGAAAUACUUCGCCAGGUGCCUGGGCGUCUGGGACCAGGACAUAAGAGCCAUGCAUCGCGGUCUCUUCUGGUUCUAUUUCUACGAGACGCAAGUAAUGGUCAUUGGAUAUCCUUACAGCGACUAUAGUCCCUACAAGCCACCGGGAAUCGACGUCCUGCGUGUGGUCAACCCGAAGGACAUCGACGAGCUGGACCUGGUGGCGCCCUCCAACCGACGCCGCUUCAGGAGGCCGGAGCUCGAGUCCAUGGUGCCCUUUUUGGACACAGCGCUACCUGUUCUCCAUCCCUAACUGGAGCUGCUGUGGUUGCCCUUCCGCGGUUCUGUAGGACUUGGGUGAAGCGCCAGGUCCUUGUAGAAUAUGUCUAGUGUUACAUAUUUGUUAAGUGUGUUUUAUUUAUUCUUUAUUUAAAGUAUAUUGUUAAGUGUUUUUUAUUUUUCUAUUCAAAGUAAACUUAUUUGUUGGGUGAAUGUUGAGUGUAUAUAUUGUGUAAUGUGGAGAGGAAAAGCUUGACAUGUUCGUAAUGAGGGAUACUUUUCUUUGGUAUCCUUGAAGUAAUGAGAUACGUAUGGUAGGGUAAUGAAGUCUCACAUCCCAUUGGGAUCGUUUAGUACCUGCCACUUAUCGGUCUAUAACCAACUUGUUUUUUUUUUUGUGUGUGUCCAUCCAUCUUUUUCAACUUCAUUUUGUGUGUUCAUGUUAUUUUAUUAAUUGUAUUAACCAGUUGCUAUAUGUAAGAUAUGUAUAUAAACAUAGUGUUAGGACGUCUUUGUUCUUCAAUAAGACUAACCAAUAAACACCAUUAUUCACUUCGUAUGAGAUGAUAAUUGAAUGCACGUAAGGUAAUUAAUAACUAUUUAAGAUUUUAUUAGCUACCCCUAAAAACAUUUUCUGUAAAAUAAACAUACCGACAGAAAACGAAAUUAUUUUUUAUGUGAAAGGUAAACUCGUAUAUAUUGCGCUUUUGAUAUAUUUCGAGAUAUUUCAGUACACUUUUGAGAUAUUUAAAAAGUCUUUUUUGAUU
Molecule: messenger RNA, 2906 nt
Organism: Penaeus indicus
Lineage: Eukaryota; Metazoa; Arthropoda; Malacostraca; Decapoda; Penaeidae
Product: protein O-linked-mannose beta-1,2-N-acetylglucosaminyltransferase 1-like
Exons: 15
Coding region: 125-2173 (682 amino acids)
Biological process (GO): protein O-linked glycosylation via N-acetylgalactosamine
Cellular component (GO): Golgi membrane
Molecular function (GO): beta-1,3-galactosyl-O-glycosyl-glycoprotein beta-1,3-N-acetylglucosaminyltransferase activity
Source: RefSeq, a predicted model, not a curated record